UUAGUGUGAGGGAGUGGGGUAAGGCAGGAUGGCGGCUGGGCCGACGCGGCCUCCCCGGCCUCGUAAGGAGCCGCAGCCGCUGGUUAUUCCCCGGAGCGCGGCGGAAGAGCAACGUCUCAGACUGGAGAGGCUAAUGAGGAACCCGGAUAAGACUGUUCCAAUCCCUGAAAAACUCAAUGAAUGGGCACCACGCCCACCUCCAGAAUUUGUCAGAGAUGUCAUGGGUUCUAGUGCUGGAGCUGGCAGCGGGGAAUUCCACGUGUACCGGCAUCUUCGCCGGAGAGAGUAUCAGAGGCAAGAUUUUAUGGAUGCCAUGGCUGAGAAGCAAAAACUGGAUGAGGAGUACCAGAAGAAGCUUGAAAAGAACAAAAUGGUCGCAGAGGAACAGACAGCCAAACGUAGAAGAAAACGCCAAAAAUUGAAAGAAAAGAAAUUGCUGGCAAAGAAGAGUAAACUUGAACAAAAGAAAGAGCAAGAAGCUUCUGAUUCUGACAGUUCUCAGAAGCAGCAGACCAGCGAGGAGGAAGACGGAGAUGCUUCCGAGGAGGAGAAAGAGGAUGAUGCAGAAGACGCCAGUUUUGUGAUGGGGAGAUGAUGGCACCAGCUCUGGUGGUUUUUCAGUUGAGGAGGCUGGAUGGAAUCUGAGCUCAGCAGAUUUCACAGUGCUGUUUUGCAUCUCUACCGGGGCAGAGGUGGGGCUAUAAGAAUCCCUUGGGGUGUUGCCCUUGGAGCCGAGUCAGAUGAAAGUUUCACCCAAACUUGCUUGUGUAACUGCUGUGCAGUCUGUUACAGGGUUCCUGGAGAAAGGUUGCUUGUGUGGCCUCUCUUCUUCCUGGCAUUUCUCCAAAGUGUUGUCUGUCUGAAAGCUAAUGCUUAAUCCAUCUCUGUGUCAGGCAAACCCUUUUCUCUCCCCCUUCCCAACAUACCUAAGUACACAAACAGUUUAACCGACAGAGCAUGGAAUAUUAAAUCUGAGGCGGAAGAAGAGUCUGGACUUCUACAUUACGGAAGAGCAAAAUGAUUUGGGAGUUUCCAUUAGGCUUUUCUUGAGCCUGUGUUGCGAGAUGUGGUUUGGCAAGAAGAUGAAAAGAUUGAUCUUUUCAUUUCAGAAAUGCACUGUAUACUUCGGUCCUGAAGAGUUUCUAUGAAUAAAAAAGGGAACCGUU
Molecule: messenger RNA, 1166 nt
Organism: Eublepharis macularius
Lineage: Eukaryota; Metazoa; Chordata; Lepidosauria; Squamata; Eublepharidae
Gene: PRKRIP1
Product: PRKR interacting protein 1
Exons: 6
Coding region: 29-595 (188 amino acids)
Biological process (GO): negative regulation of protein kinase activity
Cellular component (GO): nucleolus
Molecular function (GO): protein kinase inhibitor activity; double-stranded RNA binding; protein kinase binding
Source: RefSeq, a predicted model, not a curated record